AUGCGAAUUGCAACGGAAUCAAUAACAUUAUCACAUUACUCUAUUGUGUGUUUUGAUAUGGCUACUAGUAAUGAUGCUAUUCCUGUUGCUGUUGCCGUUAAUGGUGAUAGCGGUGAUGAUGAUGAUGAUGAUGAUGAUGAUGAUGAUGAUGAUGAUUAUGAUGAUGAUAUGGACACCGGUGUUUGCGAUGAUCAUGAUGAUGGCUGUGAUGUCUGA
Molecule: messenger RNA, 216 nt
Organism: Spirometra erinaceieuropaei
Lineage: Eukaryota; Metazoa; Platyhelminthes; Cestoda; Diphyllobothriidea; Diphyllobothriidae
Source: the annotation of a GenBank genome assembly